GAAGGAGGUUCCUGUUUAAUCUGUGAUAGAGGCGCGCUCAGUUUUGACCUUUUGUUUCAUAGGGCGUAAGUAUAAUUUCUCCGUGUGGUUUUUUUCGCCAUCCUUGUUUGCUUCCUGUUCCUCCUCCUACGUCCUAACCACCUUCCUUGUAAUUACUUAUCUCCCAAAACAACAAAAACAAAUAGAUGGAGCUUUCUCGUCCCCGUUUCCGCGGCGGCAAGGGCACGUGCCGCAUGACGGGUUCUCUUCUACAGUACUCAGAUUUGGUACAUGCAAGUGUUGGUGGGAGUCUCUCUAGGGUGAAGAACUUUGCCCAACGAAAUCGGAUAAAGUGGGCGAUGGAGAGCAACGAUGCGCCCUUAAGAUGGCGCGAGAAGCCGAAAUGGGCUAAGGUGCGCAUGUUGGAGGAGGACGUGUAUUAUAAUUAUGAAUGAAGAGAAAUGCGAAAAUAGAAAGUGUGUAUUUAAGUUGUAAGAAUUUGAAGAUUGGGAUAGCGUUGAUGUAGGAGCAAGCAUGCAAGCAUGAUAAGAUGUAAGUUUAGUCUUCCGUGUUGGAAGCUACUACGUAUCAGCUUCAACAUCCGUUUUGAUCAAAACGUUGUUAGAAUACAACAUCAUAUUACGCAGAUGUUGACCUGCAGAUGCAGGCGAAGUACCUCUAAUCCCGAAAGUGGUCCUACAUGAAGUACUGCAGUGAGGUGCUGAGACACGGUCUGGAGAACGACCUGCCGCUCAAUGACAUGUUAAAUCGUAACGACUCGGCGGAUUAUCCAACUACCUCGACUUGCAUGGACAAUUUGGCAUUUAUGGACGAGAGAUGGAAAUCCCGUUUUUGAUGGAAGUGGUUGGAUAAAACGAUAACACUGGGAUCAGCCUUCCGGCGAUCUUGGCACACAAAAGCCAGAAAAGGGAGGCAAGCCAGAAGCCUGCCCUUAAUCUUAAUCUUAGUCUUCCAAGAACUUUGAGUUCACCUGGUCGUGGCCUGCAGCAUACAUUUACAUUCAGGUGCUGGAAGCUAAGAAAACAAGGCACUGUGCUGCUCUAACUCAGGUCGCUCAGCCAUGCUCCCCCAGUCAGAGCGUCGUGACAUAGCGGGUCGCGCCGUGCCUUUGAGAUCAUUAAUCUAUCUGGGUGAAAUCCCCAUCGACAUGAACGUCGCAACGUUUCUGGAGGCCUCGUGCUUACCUUUGUCGGAGGAUGCAGACCGGGUGUGGCAAUUGGAGAACAUUUGCGAUAACCUGCCGAAACAUGCGAGAUUGUAUACCUGGUCCGCCUCCUUCAACCAAGGCGACUUAAGACGAUACUCGAAGGCUGGUGUUUUCGCAAGGGAUAACUACGGGAACGUGUACACAAAAUUUGGCUUGGAGUUAGAUGACGGUGCGCUGCUUCCACCUGGCAGUAUUGCGCUGAAAACAGAAUCCCUACCUCCACCGAGCGCCUUCGCUGAAGACGGUGCGCCGAAGAGGUUUCUGCCCUUGGAAGGUAAAUUUAGAUUUCUCUUUACUUUGCUUGAAAAUGCGAACAUGUAGAGGAUUUUGUACUUUCUGUGUCUGUGUGACUUUCAUCUGUGAGCUCCUGGGAAGUGCCUAGUAGACGUAGCGUUGUAUUUCCUGAAGAACCUUAACCUUAAAAUCUACUCAAGCUCAAAGAAAUAAUCUCUCAAGCAACAAGAUAGGAAGCUGAAGAUCUAUUCCGCAACCUUCAUAAAUCUACUUGUGGCCACUACGACGCCUAUUUUGGUAUCGUUUUCAUGCCACUUGUGGACGACGGGUAUGCUAGAAGAAAACGGUGUCCCUCGUGUUGCUCCUCCCAUUGUCCUAUGUAUGGGUGUGAGUGUCAUUAUGGCCCGGAUAAAGAUCAAACAUGAUAAAAGGUCUAGUAAGAGGUAAAGUUGUCGUUUGGAAGAAGAAAUUUAGAAGAGGAGGGUGUUUUUAGAUUCAGCUACAGAUAAACAAACUAAAAGUCUAAAUCUAAAACUAUGUUCUAUCUCUCUCUAAGAUCUAAGAUCUAAAUUCCACUACAACAGAUUCGCAACCUGCAUAAAUCCACCGAAGUCUUUUCUCUAUUGCUUCGUUGGACGAAGGGUAUGCUAUAGCAUUCUUGGUGUACCUCCGUGUUGCCAGCUAGCGUGUUCAGUGCUAGAACUGGUGUCAAUAAGUCCCAGACAAAACCAAGAAGAGGGUUCUAGAAAAUCCAAAGUUGUUUUAGUUUUGCGAUACACGUCGACUUUGAUAUUUAGAAUCUGUUACAUGUACAUCGUUGAUAUUAGAGAUGUUGACACAGAAAAACAUAUCUUCUCGGCCAUCAACACACCAUCAAGUCUUCCGCAUAAUUCUACCCAACAACAAGGUUCAUCAAACAACCAAUUUCACCACACAGAUGCGACAGCCGAAGAGAGGAAAUUUGUGACGUUCCUUUUGACCGAAGACUACCACUUACUAGCCGAAUCAGCUCCGGCGGAAGGCACAAAGUUAAGUAGAGAUUGGUAGUUCAUCGAUGUCCAGCGCAGGCUACCAUCCAUUCGAAUCAUUUUCUGCUGGAAAUCAAGCACAAACUAAAUGGGAGGAUCUCAAAAUAAGAACGUUCACAUUCACUUCGUCAAAGUAGUACAACCAAAUAUUAUAGGCAAAGUGCCCUACUUGCUAAAAGACGGUUACGAGGUGCCCUUCCUAGCAGCAAAACCGAGAGACGCAGGCUAUUCCGAAGCCAAAUUGCUGGAACGUUUUGACGCGUACUGGAGGAGGGAGACGGUUUCGAAGGUAGUUGGCGGCCGCACAGCGGCCGAUGGCCUUUUGGAAGAGAUAUGGCUGGACAUGAUGAAGAGCUGAUACGGAAGAAGAAGUAUCUGCCUGUUGAGGUGAUGUCAAUGUGUAAUCAAUAGUUAUGAAGGGACGAACAUUUUGAGGAAGCAAUGAUUUUGUGGAAGCAUCAGUAGGUGGAGUAUCUUUGUCGGUUGAAGUAGGUAUCAAGAUCAACGCACCAAGUUCAAGCUUUAUUACGAGAAACAAUUCACCAACGAAACUGAAGCAAGUCAUGUCUAACAACUGACGAGGACGUAAUUGAAGCGCUCGCUGCGGCUGAGAAAGCGAGAGCACUUGAGGCAGAGGCAGCUGCUGAGAAAGCGAGAGCAUUUGAGGCAGAGGCAGCUGCCGAGAAAGCGAGAGCACUUGAGGCAGAGGCAGCUGCCGAGAACACGAGUGUCUUGGAGGCAGAGGCAAGUGGAGAAGCCUUGAGGGUGAAAGAAGCAGAGAUUGCAGCUGCUGAAGAGCUGAAAAUGGAAGAUGUAGUCACAGAAGCAACUGAUGACAAACAUGGUCGUUCCAGGUCAACACUGGAGAGUGCAACGAAAAAUGAAGAACCUUCUGCCGUGCCCACCCUGGAGGCGUCGGACCCUACCGAAGGAGAAGAAACUGCGACAGCAAUUGCAGAUAGCACCAGUACUAGAGCGUCGGCGUCCACCUCUUCCGAAAACCCUGACCUAGGGCGUGCGUUUGCGUCGGGUUUGUGGAAAAGUGAUCAACAUCAUGGUGUUCAUACUACUCCGAAUGACCACAUCAAGAGGAGCGAAAGCGUGCCCCAACGCGAAGCGCUGGGAUCUUCAAGAGGCGAUGAAAAUGGGCUCAAAGAACCAGCACAGAAGAACCAAUACAGAAGGGCCAAUACGGAAGGUCAACCAUCUGAAGCCGAGAGCAGGGAACUUGAACAGGUUACUCUGAGCACAAUGCAACAGUACGAACGGAUCAUGAAGAGUUCGAGGUCUUUGUCACAGGACCAGAUGGCAAGAGGCGAGAAAGCAUUUAAUACGUCUCCUCGUGCAGUAGAAGUGCAAGCAGUGGAGCAGACCCAGGAGCUGGGCAUGGACGAUGGCCGAUCUUCAAUCACAACGAAACCGCCAGCGAAUGCUGCAAAAGUUUUUGCUGACGCUUCUCAAACGCACCAGUCUAAAGCAUGCAACGAUGUUGUAGGUGAAGCAACCACUACGGCUAGUACGCCAACAACUAAUUAUUAUGUCACCAGUUCCAAGCCAGCAGUGUCGCAGACGCUGACGCAAGCGGUCGACACGAAAGCCAGGUUGUUGGCAUUGUUGAAGCAGAAACAAGCAGAAAUGAAGAGGAAACGAGAAGAGAAACUUGCGGCCGGCAAAAGAACUGCAUCUGCAUCUGAAGGAGAUGGACAUGAAAGAAGAGUGGUGGAGGCAGCAAACAAGAAGCAAAAGUAUGGGGUGUGAUUUCAUGGUGUUUUUUGGGAUGCUCAAUGUCAAUACUUGUUGAUGUCAUCGUGCGCAGGGGUGAGACCAAGUUAGGGAGAAGCUUUUUUUAUGUCCGCAGGACUGUCCCAGUCCUGAGAGCUGCAAAAGGCUAUGCCUGUCUCGGAAUUCGCAAACCAGCAAGUUUCACUCUGUCUUACCAAGAUGAACACACCAAAGAAUCGACUGAAGAAACCUCACUACGAAAACAUAUUUGAUGCAGUGGUUCCAGAUGCUGAUCACGGUCGUUGUUCACUUACUUACUAUGAUGUUUGAAAUGCCACGAACGGACGAG
Molecule: messenger RNA, 4540 nt
Organism: Amoebophrya sp. A25
Lineage: Eukaryota; Dinophyceae; Syndiniales; Amoebophryaceae
Source: the annotation of a GenBank genome assembly